Molecule: messenger RNA, 1588 nt
Organism: Bombina bombina (fire-bellied toad)
Lineage: Eukaryota; Metazoa; Chordata; Amphibia; Anura; Bombinatoridae
Product: coiled-coil domain-containing protein 66-like
Biological process (GO): cilium assembly
Cellular component (GO): microtubule; cilium
Molecular function (GO): microtubule binding
Source: RefSeq, a predicted model, not a curated record
GCUGAAGAACCUGACAGAUGGGCAAUGCAUUUUGAUUCAUUUAAAAAACAGAACACCCACCCACCAAUUCACAAUCAAAUACAACAAUAUGAAAACCAGUUGCCAUCUCGAGACGUGGCUCAUUCAGAGGAACCAUCAGUAUCGCCAGCUACAAGCUACCUGCACCGCUCAGGGUCCGUAAUGCAAAAAUCACUUGACGAAGAUAAUGUUCAAGGCCAGAAAACAGGAUUUCUCCGUACAAUGACUUCUCUGUUGGAUCCAGUGCAGAUUGAAGAAAGAGAUAAGAAAAGGCUAAAACGGAUGGAACAUGAGAAAGCUUUAGCAGCACAAGUUGAAGAAAGGCGCAAGAAAAAACAGCAGGAAGAAGAACGAAGACUACGUGAGGAACAGGAGGAGGAACAAAAGUUGUUAAAAGAACGAGAGCAGAUACGUAAGCAGUUUGAAGAAGAUGCAUUUCGUCAGAAACAGAAAGAGGAAAUCGUAAGCCUCAAAACGAAGGAACUGUACCAGAGUAUGCAGAGGGCUCAGGAGGAGGCGCAACGUAUAAAACAGGAACAAAGAAUGCGCCAUUUAGCCCAGAAAGGACAUGACAUUUCUAAAUUGCAGAGAAACCUAAAUGGUGAAGUAGAACAACUAGACCAAAGAAGUUCUAGCCGUUUCACAGAUGUUACUCCAGUGGACCUUCGUAGUGGAACAAACAGUGCUAUGAAACAGACACAUACAACAUUGGUCUCCCCUAGAAAAGACACUGCGGUACAAACCGAUGAUGUAAAUAGUUUGAUGAAUGCAGGCUGGAAAAAAAAACAUAGAGAAGAGAGGUUAUGGAGAGAUUUGCAAAAUUAUUCACCAGAUAUUCCAAUAGAAUUCAAAGACAAAGGAAAUUCAGAUGUGCACAUGAGAACACUGGCAAUAAAGGAAAAAAGCAAGUCCAGCAAGGAAAAUAAAAACACUUUAACUAAUGAAAAUGACCAUUUAGCAAGAACUGAAAAUCAAGUGAAAGAAAGUGUUAAAAGACCAGACUGGAACAAGAAUAAACCUAACAAAAGAUUUCUGCCAGCUUCUGAAAGAUAUCCGAAGGGACUUCAGAAACAACGAGAGGAGAGUAAGAUCCGGCGACAAAAGGAGUUGCUUAAUUUGGUAGAGCGAAACAAUGUAAAUAACCUGCAGCAAAGAAAACGGACUUCUCCAGAAAGGACGACCUCUCCUGAUAAUAUCAUGGUUGCAGUAAUGAAUGAAGAGUCACAAGGAAAGCAGACGACCAGAAAGGAGGAGCAGCUCCAAAAAGUUGAUUCAAAUUUCAAAAGACCAGUUUCUCCACCAGUUCCUGCUGUCAAAAAUAGGUUGCAUCAAAUGGAGAAAAGGCCAUCUGGGAUCAGUAGUCACUUUGUGUAUAAUGGGAAUGCUGUCCAAGGGCAUACCUACACCUCUAAACAAAUUGAGGUAUUUCCUGAAAGCAGUGAACAGGCAUCUGAAAGACCCCCUUCUUCACACUUCAUCCCUUAUGUGCGUACAAAAGAAAUAUAUUAUCUGGAUCCUGAUGCACCUAUGUCCAGGCCUUCUACACAUGAUCCACAGUAUAGAUAUGAAG